This is a messenger RNA of Cuculus canorus (common cuckoo), 10596 nucleotides long. RefSeq names its product plectin (gene PLEC). Lineage: Eukaryota; Metazoa; Chordata; Aves; Cuculiformes; Cuculidae. Gene Ontology annotation, molecular function: keratin filament binding; structural molecule activity. The transcript is spliced from 7 exons. The annotation marks the transcript as partial. Gene Ontology annotation, biological process: intermediate filament bundle assembly; wound healing. Gene Ontology annotation, cellular component: cytoplasm; cytoskeleton; keratin filament. The record is from RefSeq and is a predicted model, not a curated record.
GCUGAAGACCGUGGAGGUGGUGCUGCGCAGCAGCGGCGACGCCGAGGAGACGCUGCGCCGCUACGAGGAGGCGCUGACGGCCGCUCCGACGGUGCCGCGCGACCUCGCCGAGCUCCGCGACGCCACCGCCGCCCUGCAGCGCCUGCGCGCGCAGACCGACGGACACCGCCCGCUCUUCGCCGCGCUGGCGGCGGCGCUGGAGGCGUCGGACGCCGUCGACGAGCGGCUGUUGCGCGGCCACGGCGAGCGCGACGUCGACCUGGAGCAGUGCCGGCAGCGCGGGCGGCGGCUGCGGCAGCGCUGGGAGGCGGCGGUGGCGCAGGUGGAGCUGCGGCUGCGCCACCUCGAGGCGCUGGGACGGCACCUGCGCAGCUACCGCCAGAGCUGCGACGCCCUGCGGCGAUGGAGCGACGACGCCCGGCAGCGCCAGCAGCGCAUCCACGCCCAGCGCAUCGCCGACAGCCGCAGCGCGCGGCAGCAGCUGCUGCAGGAGAAGGAACUGCUGUCGGAAUGCGAAGGGCACAAAGAGGCCGUGGACGAAUGUCAGCGCUUCGCCAGACACUACAUCGACGCCAUUAAGGACUAUGAGCUGCAGCUGAUGAGCUUCGAGGCGCAGGUGGAGCCGCCGGCGUCGCCGCCCAAGAAGCCGAAGGUGCAGUCGGCGUCCGACAGCGUCAUCCAGGAGUACGUGGAGGUGCGGACGCGGUACAGCGAACUCAGCGCCCUCAGCGCCCAACGCAUCCAAUUCAUCGCCGAGACGCUGCGGCGCAUGGACGACGAGGAGAAAGCUGCGGCGGAGCAGAAGGCGGCGGAGCAGCAGCGCUUGGCCGAGGUGGAGGCGCAGCUGGCGGCGCAGCGGCAGUUGGCGGAGGCGCACGCCCGGGCGAAGGCGGAGGCGGAGGCGGAGGCGCGGGAGCUGCAGCGGCGCAUGGAGGAGGAGGCGUCGCGGCGGGAGGCGGCGGCGGUGGACGCGGAGCAGCAGAAGCAGCAGAUCGAGCAGGAGCUGCAGGAGCUGCGGCGCAGCUCGGAGCGGCAGCGGGAGGCGCGCGCCACGCAGGCGGAGGCGGCCGAGCUGAGCCGCAGGAAGGUGGAGGAGGAGAUCGGCGCCAUCCGCCUGCAGCUGCGCAGCACCGAGGCGCAGCGCGGCGCCGCCGAGGCCGAGCUGCAGCAGCUGCGGGCGCGCGCCGAGGAGGCCGAGCGGCAGAAGCGCGCGGCGCAGGAGGAGGCGGAGCGGCUGCGGCGGCAGGUGAGCGACGAGAGCCAGCGGAAGCGCCAGGCCGAGGAGGAGCUGCGGCAGAAGGUGCAGGCGGAGCGCGAGGCGGCGCGCGAGAAGCAGGCGGCCCUGGCGCAGCUGGAGGCGCUGCGGCUGCAGGCGGAGGAGGCCGAGCGGCGGCUGCGGCAGGCCGAGGCCGAGCAGGAGCGGCAGCUGCGCCUGGCGCAGGAGGCGGCGCAGCGCAGCGCCGAGGCCGAGCUGCAGAGCAAGCGGCUGUCGCUGGCCGAGAAGGCGGCGCAGCUGGAGCGCUCGCUGCAGGAGGAGCAGCAGGCCGUGGCGCAGCUGCAGGAGGAGGCCGAGCGGCGGGCGCGGCUGCAGCGCGAGGCCGAGGGCGGGCGGGACGAGGCCGAGAAGGAGCUGGAGCGCUGGCGGCAGAAGGCCAACGAGGCGCUGCGCCUGCGGCUGCGCGCCGAGGAGGUGGCGCAGCAGAAGGCGUUGGCGCAGGAGGAGGCCGAGCGGCAGAAGGAGGACGCCGAGCGCCAGGCCCGCAAGCGCGCCAAGGCCGAGGAGGCGGCGCUGCGGCAGAAGGAGGCGGCCGAGCGGCAGCUGGAGGCGCAGCGGGAGGCGGCGGAGGCGGCGGCGCAGCAGAAGCUGUGGGCCGAGCAGGAGCUGAUCCGGCUGAAGGCGGAGCUGGAGAACGGCGAGCAGCAGCGGCUGCUGCUGGAGGAGGAGCUGCGGCGCCUGCAGGCGCAGGCGGGCGAGGCGGCGCGGCGGCGCGAGGAGCUGGAGCGGGAGCUGGCGCAGCUGCGCGCCGAGGUGGAGCUGCUGCAGCGCAGCAAAGCGCGCGCCGAGGAGGAGUCGCGCAGCAGCAGCGAGAGCUCCAAGCAGCGCCUGGAGGCCGAGGCCGCCAAGCUGCGCCGCCUGGCCGAGGAGGCCGCCCGCCUCCGCGCCCUCGCCGACGAGGCCCAACGGCAGCGGCAGGCGGCCGAGGACGAGGCCGGGCGGCGGCGCGACGAGGCCGAGCGCGUCCUGCAGGAGAAGCUGGCGGCCGUCAGCGAGGCCUCGCGGCUGAAGGCCGAGGCCGAGAUCGCCCUCAAGGAGAAGGAGGCGGAGAACGAGCGGCUGCGGCGCCUGGCGGAGGACGAGGCCUUCCGGCGGCGGCAGCUGGAGGAGCAGGCGGCGCAGCACAAGGCCGACAUCGAGGAGCGCAUUGCGCAGCUGCAGCGCGCCUCCGACGGCGAGCUGCAGCGCCAGAAGGCGGUGGCUGAGGAGGCGCUGCGGCAGCGGCGCAGCGUGGAGGAGGAGAUCGGCGCCCUCAAGCUCGGCUUCGAGAAGGCGGCGGCGGGCAAGGGCGAGCUGGAGCGCGAGCUGGGCCGCCUGCGCGCCGAGGCCGAGGAGGCGCAGCGCUGCCGGCUGCAGGCGGAGCGCGAGGCCGAGCGGCAGCGGGCGCAGGCGCUGCAGGAGGAGGGGCGGCGGCGCGAGGCCGAGGAGCGGCUGCAGGCCGUCCUGGCCGCCGAGGAGGAGGCGGCGCGGCAGCGGCGGGCGGCGCUCGGCGAGGUGGAGCGGCUGCAGGCGGCGGCGGAGGAGGCGCGGCGGCAGAAGGAGGCGGCCGAGCAGGAGGCGGAGCGGCAGGUGCAGGCGGCGCGCGAGGCGGCGCAGAAGCGCCUGGAGGCCGAGGAGAGGGCGCACGCGGCCGCCGUGCAGGAGAAGGAGCGGGAGCUGCAGCAGACGCGGCAGCAGGAGCAGAGCGCGCUGGAGCGGCUGCGCCAGGAGGCCGAGGGCGCCCGGCGCGCCGCCGACGAGGCCGAGGCCGCGCGCGCCAAAGCCGAGCGGGAGGCGCGGCUGUCGCGGCAGCGCGUGGAGGAGGCCGAGCGGCUGCGGGAGCGCGCCGAGGAGGAGGCGCAGGCCAAGGCGCGGGCGCAGGCCGAGGCCGAGAAGCUGCGUCGGGAGGCGGAGCUGGAGGCGGCGGCGCGGGCGCAGGCCGAGGAGGCGGCGCUGCGGCAGAAGGGCCUCGCCGACGCCGAGAUGGAGAAGCACAAGAAGUUCGCCGAGCAGACGCUGCGGCAGAAGGCGCAGGUGGAGCAGGAGCUGGCGCGGCUGCGGCUGCAGCUCGAGCAGACCGACCGCCAGAAGGCCCUCCUGGACGAGGAGCUGCGGCGCCGCAAGGAGGAGGCGGCCGAGGCGGCGCGGCAGAGGGCGCAGGGCGAGGAGGAGCUGCUGCGCCUGCGCGCGCAGCUGGAGGAGCUCGCCCGCCUCAAGGCCCGCAUCGAGGACGAGAACAAAGCGCUGGUGCUGCGCGGGCAGGACGACGCGCAGAAGCUGUUGGCCGAGGAGGCCGAGAAGAUGCGGCAGGUGGCCGAGGAGGUGGCGCGCCUCGGCCUGGAGGCGGCCGAGGCGGCGCGGCUGCGGCAGCUGGCCGAGGACGACCUGGCGCAGCAGCGGGCGGCCGCCGACGCCAUGCUGCGCGAGAAGCUGCAGGCGGUGCAGGAGGCGGCGCGGCUGCGGGCCGAGGCGGAGCUGCUGCAGAAGCAGAAGGCGCAGGCGCAGGAGCAGGCCGAGCGCCUGCGCGACGACAAAGAGCAGAUGCGGCGACGCCUCGACCGCGAGACCGAGGGCUUCCAGCGCGCCCUCGAGGCCGAGCGGCGGCGGCAGCUGGAGAUGACCGCCGAGGCCGAGGGCCUCAAGCUGCGCGUGGCCGAGCUGAGCGCCGCCCAGGCCAAGGCCGAGGAGGAGGCCGAGCGCUUCCGGCUGCAGGCGCAGGAGAUCAGCGGCCGCCUGCACCAGACCGAGAUGGCCACGCAGGAGAAGAUGACGCUGGUGCACACCCUCGAGCUCCAGCGGCACCGCAGCGACGAGGACGCCGAGAAGCUGCGGGCGGCCAUCGCCGAGCUGCAGCGCGAGAAGGAGAAGCUGCAGCGGGAGGCGGCGGCGCUGCAGCAGAAGGCCGAGGAGAUGCAGGAGGCGCAGCAGGCGCAGCUGCGGCAGGAGGCGCAGCAGCUGCAGGAGAGCUUCGUGACGGAGAAGGAGGCGCUGCUGCAGAAGGAGCGGUCGGUGGAGGAGGAGAAGGCCAAGCUGGAGCGGCUCUUCGAGGCCGAGGUGGCCAAAGCGCAGGGCCUGCGGGCGCAGCAGGAGCGGCAGCAGCGGGAGAUGGAGGAGGAGAAGCGGCGGCUGCAGGCCAUGCUGGACGAGGCGCAGCGGCAGCAGCGCGAGGCCGAGGACAGCGUGCGGCAGCAGCGGGACGAGCUGCAGCGCCUCGAGGCGCAGCGGCGGCAGACGGAGGCCCUCCUGGAGGAGGAGAACCAGAAGCUGCGCCAGCGGCUGCAGCGGCUGCAGGAUGACUACAGAGCCGCUCUGGCGCAGACGCGGGAGAUCAUGAUCCAAACCGACGAUCUGCCCGAAGCGGCGGCGGUUGCGGCGAUGGCGGGUGACGCCGGAGCGGUGCCCAACGGCCGGGACGCGGCGGACGGUCCGUCGCAUAACGGCGAGGAGCACGCGUUCCUCUUCGAGGGGCUGCGGCAGAAGGUGUCUGCGGCGCAGCUCGCCGCCGCCGGCGUCCUCAGCAGGGAGAGCGUGGAGCGCUUGGCCGAGGGCGCGGUGAGCGUCGGCGAAUUGGCGCAGAGGGACGAUGUCCGGCGGUACCUGCGCGGCGGCGGCUGCAUCGCGGGGCUCCUGCUGCAGCCCGCCGGCCGCAAGGUGAGCAUCUACGAGGCCAUGAAGGCGCAGCUGCUCAGCGCCGGCGCCGCCGCCGCCCUCCUGGAAGCGCAGGCGGCCUCGGGCUUCGUCGUCGACCCCGCGCGCAACGCCGCGCUCUCCGUCAGCGAAGCGGUGAGGGAGGGCGUGGUGGGGCCGGAGCUGCACGGCGAGCUGCUGGCGGCCGAGAGGGCCGUCACCGGCUACACCGACCCCUACACCGGCGAGAAGAUCUCCCUCUUCCAAGCCAUGAAGAAGGAACUCAUCGGCGAGGAGCGUGGCCGCCGCCUCCUGGAGGUGCAGAUCGCCACCGGCGGCGUCAUCGACCCCGUCCACAGCCACCGCCUCCCCCUGGAAGCGGCCUACGAGCGCGGCUGCUUGGACGAGGAGACGCACCGGGUGUUGACGGACCCCGGCGCCGCCGCCACCAAGGGCUUCUCGGACCCCAGCACGCAGGAGAGGCUGAGCUACGCGCAGCUGCUGCAGCGCUGCGUCACCGAGGAGGCCACGGGGCUGCGGCUGCUGCCGCUCAGCGAGAGCGCGGCCGACGCCGCCCAACGGCUGCUCGAUGGCGGCACCGCCGAAGCCGAGGACGUCUUCAAGAAGGCGACGGUGACGGCGCCCUUCGGCCAAUUCCGAGGGAAGACGGUGACCAUCUGGGAGGUGAUCAACUCCGAGUACUUCACGGAGGAGCAGAGGCGCGACCUCCUCCAGCAGUACCGCAGCGGCAAAGUGACGGUGGAGAAGGUGAUCCGCAUCAUCAUCACGGUGGUGGAGGAGAGCGAGCGGAAGCGGCAGCUGUGCUUCGCGGGGCUGCGGGCGCCGGUGGCGGCCGACGAGCUGUUGGCCUGCGGCGUCCUCGACCGCGGCCUCUACGAGGAGCUGCGCCGCGGCGAGAAGGCGGUGAAGGACGUGGCCGAGACGGAGGCGGUGCGGCCGUUCCUGAGGGGCUCCGACGCCGUCAUCGCCGGCGUCCUGGUGGAGUCGAGCGGCGAGAAGCUCACCUUCUACGAGGCCCUGAGGAGGAACCUCCUGAGGCCCGAGGUGGCCGUGGCCCUCCUGGAGGCGCAGGCGGCCGCCGGCUUCAUCGUCGACCCCGUGAGGAACGAACUCUUCUCGGUGGACGAAGCGGUGAAGGCGGCGGUGGUGGGGCCGGAGCUGCACGAGAAGCUGCUGUCGGCCGAGAGGGCGGUGACGGGCUACAAGGACCCCUACACCGGGCAGACGGUGUCGCUCUUCCAGGCCCUGCGCAAGGGCCUCCUCCCCAGCGGCACCGCCCUCCGCUUGCUGAGCGUCCAAUUGGCCACGGGUGGCAUCGUCGACCCCGUCCACAGCCACCGCCUCCCGCUCGCCGCGGCCUACGAGCGCGGCCAUUUGGACCCCGAGAUGAAGGAGGCUCUGUCGGAGCCCGGGGAGGACACCGAGGCCUUCUACUGCCCCAACAGCCGCGAGCGCCUCAGCUACGCGCGGCUGCAGGAGAAGUGCCGCCGCGACGAGCGGACGGGGCUGCGGCUGCUGCCGCUGUCGGACGGCGCCAUCCGGGCGCAGCGCGAGGAGCUCUACAGCGACGGCCAAGCCCAGGAGCGCUUGGACAGAGCCACCGUGGAGGUGCCGGUGGGCGGCUGGAAGGGGCGGACGGUGACCGUCUGGGAGCUGCUCCGCUCCGAGUACUUCACGGAGGAGCAGCGGCGCGAACUCCUGCGGCAGUUCCAGAGCGGCAAAGUCACCGUGGAGAAGGUCAUCAAGAUCGUCAUCACCAUCGUGGAGGAGGCGGAGGCCAAGAAGCAGGAGAAGCUGACCUUCAGCGGGCUGCGGGCGCCGGUGCCCGCCGGCGAGCUGCUGGCCUCGCGCGUCCUCAGCCCCGCGCAGUACGAGCAGCUGACGGAGGGCACGAAGACGGUGAAGGAGCUCGCCGAGACGCCGGCGGUGAGGGCCUUCCUCCACGGCGGCGACUGCAUCGCCGGCGUCUACGUGGAGGCCACCAAGGAGAAGCUGAACAUCUACGAGGCCAUGAGGAGGGAGCUGCUGCGGCCCGAGGUGGCCGUGGCCCUCCUGGAGGCGCAGGCGGCCACCGGCUUCUUGGUGGACGCCGUGAAGAACCGCAAGCUCUACGUCAACGAAGCGGUGAAGGGCGGCGUGGUGGGGCCGGAGCUGCACGAGAAGCUGCUGUCGGCCGAGAAGGCCGUCACGGGCUACAAGGACCCCUAUUCCGGCGACACCGUCUCCCUCUUCCAGGCCAUGAAGAAGGGUUUGGUGGCGCAGGAGCACGGCCGCCGCCUCCUGGAGGCGCAGCUCGCCACCGGCGGCAUCGUCGACCCCGUCCACAGCCACCGCCUCCCGCUCGCGGUGGCCUACGAGCGCGGCUGCUUGGACGAGGAGAUGCACCGCAGCCUCUCGGAGCCCGGCGCCGCCGCCGCGGCCUUCUCGGAGCCCAGCACGCAGGAGAAGCUGAGCUACGCGCGGCUGAAGGAGCGCUGCGUGGAGGACCCCGAGACGGGGCUCCUCCUGCUGCCGCUGCGCCAGGCGCCGGCGCUGGUGGAGACCACCGAGGUCUACACGGAGGAGGAGACGCGCAAAGCGUUGGAGGAGACGCGGGUGGACAUCCCGGCGGGCAGCCGGGCCGGCUCCUCCAUGUCGCUGUGGGAGAUCCUGCAGUCGGAUCUGCUGCCCGAGGAGCAGCGCAAGCGGCUGACGGAGGAGUUCCGCUCGGGCCGCGUCUCCAAGGAGCGCCUCAUCAUCAUCAUCGUCGAGAUCAUCGAGAAGACCGAGAUCAUCCGGCAGCAGAACCUCACCUCCUACGACUACGUCCGGCGCCGCAUCACGGCCGAGGACCUCUACGAGGCCAAGAUCAUCUCCUUGGACGUCUACAACCUCCUCAAAGAGGGCGCCAAGACCUUCCGCGAGCUCCUGGACGUGGAGGCCGUCUGGAAGUACCUCUACGGGUCGGGCUGCGUGGCCGGCAUCUUCCUCCCGGCCUCCAAGCAGAAGCUGAGCGUCUACCAAGCGCUGAAGAAGGGGUUGAUCGGCGCCGAGGCGGCGCGGUCCCUCCUGGAGGCCCAGGCGGCCACGGGCUUCGUCAUCGACCCCGUGAAGAACGAGAUGCUGACGGUGGACGAGGCGGUGAGGAAAGGCGUGGUGGGACCCGAGAUGCACGACCGCCUCCUGUCGGCCGAGAGGGCGGUGACGGGGUACCGGGACCCCUACAGCGAGCAGAAGAUCUCCGUCUUCCAAGCCAUGAAGAAGGAGCUCAUUCCCAGCGAGGAGGCCCUCAAGCUCCUGGACGCCCAGAUGGCCACCGGCGGCGUGGUGGACCCGCGCUUGGGCUUCCACCUGCCCUUGGAGGUGGCCUUCCAGCGGGGCCUCCUGGACAGGGAGACGCAGGCGGCGCUGUCGGAGCCCAGCGAGGUGCGCGCCUACGUGGACCCCUCGACGGAGGAGAAGCUGAGCUACGCGCAGCUGCUGAAGCGGUGCCGCAAGGACGAGGCCAGCGGGCUCCUCCUGCUGCCGCUGGGCGACGCGCGCGGGCUGACCUUCCGCGGCCUGCGCAAGCAGAUCACCGUCGAGGAGCUGCUGCGCUCGCAGGUGAUGGAUGAGGCCACCGCCCGACGCCUCCAGGAGGGCCUCACCUCCGUCGAGGAGGUCUCCAAGAACCUCCAGAAGUUCCUGGAGGGCACCAGCUGCAUCGCCGGCGUCUUCGUGGACUCCACCAAAGAGCGGCUGUCCGUCUACCAGGCCAUGAAGAAGGGCAUCAUCCGGCCCGGCACCGCCUUCGAGCUGCUGGAGGCGCAGGCGGCCACGGGCUACGUCAUCGACCCCAUCAAAGGCCUCAAGCUGACGGUGGAGGAGGCCGUGCGCAUGGGCAUCGUGGGGCCCGAGUUCAAGGACAAACUGCUCUCCGCCGAGAGGGCCGUCACCGGCUACCGCGACCCCUACUCCGGCAAACUCAUCUCCCUCUUCCAAGCCAUGAAGAAGGGGUUGAUCCUCAAGGACCACGGCAUCCGCCUCCUGGAGGCCCAGAUCGCCACGGGCGGCAUCAUCGACCCCGAGGAGAGCCACCGGCUGCCGGUGGAGGUGGCCUACAAGAGGGGCCUCUUCGACGAGGAGAUGAACGAGAUCCUGCUGGACCCCAGCGACGACACCAAGGGCUUCUUCGACCCCAACACGGAGGAGAACCUCACCUACCUGCAGCUGAUGGAGCGCUGCGUCACCGACCCGGAGACCGGGCUGUGCCUUCUGCCCCUCAAGGAGAAGAAACGCGAGAGGAAGACGUCGUCCAAGUCGUCCGUCCGCAAGCGCAGGGUGGUCAUCGUCGACCCGGAGACGGGUAAGGAGAUGUCGGUCUACGAGGCGUAUCGCAAGGGCCUCAUCGACCACCAGACCUACCUGGAGCUGUCGGAGCAGGAGUGCGAGUGGGAGGAGAUCACCACCUCCUCCUCGGACGGCGUCGUCAAGUCCAUGAUCAUCGACCGCCGCUCGGGCCGCCAGUACGACAUCGACGACGCCAUCGGCAAAGGCCUCAUCGACCAAUCGGCGCUCGACCAGUACCGCUCGGGCGCGCUCUCCAUCACCGAGUUCGCCGACAUGCUCUCGGGCAACGCCGGCGGCUUCCGCUCGCGCUCGUCCUCCGUGGGCUCCUCCUCCUCCUCGGCCUACAGCGUCGGCCCCACGCCCGCCCGCCCCCACCUCUCUGCCUGGAGCGACCCCAGCGAGGAGACGGGGCCGGUGGCCGGCAUCCUCGACACCGACACCCUGGAGAAGGUGUCCAUCACCGAAGCCAUGCGCCGCAACCUGGUGGACAACAUCACCGGGCAGCGGCUGCUGGAGGCGCAGGCCUGCACCGGCGGCAUCAUCGACCCCGGCAGCGGCGAGAAGUGCUCGGUGGCCGACGCCGUGGCCAAGGGCUUGGUGGACAAGAUGAUGGUGGACCGCAUCAACCUGGCGCAGAAGGCCUUCUACGGCUUCGAGGACCCGCGGACCAAGACCAAGAUGUCUGCGGCGCAGGCGCUGAAGAAGGGGUGGCUCUACUACGAGGCCGGGCAGCGCUUCCUGGAGGUGCAGUACCUGACGGGGGGACUGAUCGAGCCCGACGCCGCCGGGCGCGUCUCCCUGGACGAGGCGCUGCAGAAGGGCACCAUCGACGCCCGCACGGCCCAGAAGCUGCGCGACGUCCACACCUACUCCAAGUACCUCACCUGCCCCAAAACCAAACUCAAGAUCUCCUACAAGGACGCCAUGGAGCGCAGCAUGAUCGAGGACGGCACCGGGCUGCGCCUCCUCGAGGCCUCGGCGCACUCCACCAAAGGCUACUACAGCCCCUACAACGUCAGCGGCGCCGGAUCGGCCGCCGGAUCGCGCUCCGGUUCCCGCACCGGCUCCCGCUCGGGCUCGCGCCGCGGCAGCUUCGACGCCACCGCCUCCGGCUUCUCCAUGACCUUCUCCUCCUCUUCGUACUCGUCCUCCAGCUUCGGGCGCCGCUACGCGCCGGCGGUGAGCUGCGGGCGGGAGGCCGGCGGCGAGCGGGACGGACCGCGCGGGUCACCGUUGCGCGUGGCCUGAGCGCCGCCAUCGCCGCCAUCGCCGCUGCCGCCCCCCUGUUCCGCCCCGAACGCCGCUCCACCGCCGCCACCGCCACCGCCGCAGUGCCUCCACUCCGCCGCCGCCUCACCGCGCGCGGCGUUAUUUGUAUAUUGCGA